AUGGCCGAUCCUGGAAAUGCAAAUACUUUCAGAAGAGAUGAACCGUACGGUUUCCAGCUUCCGACUCCUAAUAUAAAUACUUUUGAGGAAAGUUCGGAGCAAGCAUCUUUUGCAGGAGGUCCGAUUAGGCACCGCAAAAAACGUAAUCAUACAAAUACGCCAUAUACGCGGGUUGCCAGUUCACCUAAUCCGAAUCCUCAAGAAACUUCUUGGCUGUUGGGUGUUAUUAAAAAAUAUAUCCCACAGUGGUUGAGAACAUUUAUAUGGCCAACAGCUAUACCCACCACUGAGGCUACAGCUAUGGAAAUAGCUUCAACCGAAACUGAAACAGAGAAUAUUGUUCAAAGUUCUAUAGAGGAACUAAACGGUGCAAUGAAGCGUGAAGAACAACCCCAACUAUCACAAUUGGAUACAAUAACAAAAAUGAAUUUAAAAAGCAAAUUUAACAGAUCAAGUUCAAGAAUUGCCGCAAGGUUUGGUCGUAGAAUGUAUUCAAACCCUCUGCAUAGGCGAGGAACCAUUCCUAGAAAGAGGUUUAAUCAUGUUUCGGCACGAGAAGAGGAUCUACUUUAUCCGGAUGAGAUAAAUGAACCAUUAUCAGAUAAAGAACAAUGCCCAGAAAUACCAGUGGAUUGGUAUAAGCCUUUCAAAAAUUUAGCCGUUAAUGACUCAUUUUCAACAUCAUCAUCGGGAGCAUCAACGCCUUCACAAGAGCCAGACACAAGUAAAAAAUCUUUAUCUCAAGGGCCUCCUCUUAAAAAAUUCAAAUCAGAUCUUGUCCCGGACAUAAAUUGGUUCAAUUACCAUCCUACAGAAAAAAAGGAAGAAAAGUCGGCGUCCGUUCCUUCAAGUUCAAUUUUGAAAAAUCAAAAUAUGCCUGCUAGUGACAACUUAUCGAAAGUUCCUGCCAUUAGCUCUUUGAUCCCUGUUUCUAAGCCAAGUGAUUCUGAACCAUACUUAAGUAAUAAUGUUGAGGAGCUUAGUACUACCCCUUUGACACAGCCAAAAUUCAUUAAAAUUGUCGAUCAUUCAGCUAAAAAUGAUCAAUAUUAUAGUGAAACAAAGAAAAUGAUCGAUUUCUCUUCUUUAAAUGGUUCCGUUAGUACAACUUCUACACCAUUCAUUUCAAAAGAUAUUCCAUCAAUUAGUACUACUUCUACACCGUUCAUUUCAAAAGAUACUCCAUCAAUUAGUACUACUUCUACACCGUUCAUUUCAAAAGAUACUUCAUCAAUUAGUACUACUUCUACACCGUUCAUUUCUAAAGAUACACCAUCAAUUAGUACUCCUGUCAAUAAAAGACCCUAUGACACAGUUUUUAAUACACCGACGACAAAACCUUUUGGAUCUGAAAGUAAAAUCAUGACUACCAAUAAAAUACAGGGACCUUCAGAUUUACUUCCUGAUACAACGACGCCCAAGUCUAUUUUUGGAUCUGGAAGCAAAACUCAAAGCUCAAACUUAACAUCGAAUAAACCUUUUAUCGGAUUUAAUACUAAAACUCUUGAUUUGUCUAAUAUACCACCAAAACUUUUUCUCUUCUCCGUUCCAAAUAUUGAUAAAGAGGAAAAAGAAAAUAAGGACAGGGAAAAUAAGGAGAGAAUGGAGAAUAAAGAGGAGAGUGAAGAGAAAGAAGGAAAAGAAAAUAAAGUAGAAGAA
Messenger RNA from Scutellospora calospora, 1659 nucleotides. Lineage: Eukaryota; Fungi; Glomeromycota; Glomeromycetes; Diversisporales; Gigasporaceae. The record is from the annotation of a GenBank genome assembly.